GACUUAUUACAAUUAAUACGUUUUCAGAAGGUAUACCUUUCAAGGAUUUUAUAUUUUAUGGUAAAAACUCUUUCCAAAUAUCUUGUAUAGGUAAUAGCGGAUGUCCUGUAUUUUCUUAUUUACAAAAUUUAAAAACUAUGCGUCUAAGUGGCAUACAUAUUCAAAGCGAUGGAGAUUUUUCUGAAUUAUUGCCAUUAAAUAUAAUUCUCAGCAAAGGUGAAUUAGAGCUUGUUAAACCUUCACAUUAG
Dentiscutata erythropus is the source of this 248-nucleotide messenger RNA. NCBI's taxonomy places the organism in Eukaryota, Fungi, Glomeromycota, Glomeromycetes, Diversisporales, Gigasporaceae. The record is from the annotation of a GenBank genome assembly.